AUGGAAAGUAUUAAAACUCCUUUUGAAAACAAUAAAGCUCGAAAAAAAAAUCGUAAUCCAUCUACAUGGAAGCAAAACAUGCAGAAAAGUAUAAGAUACUCUUCACCGCAGUUACCACAAUUUCCUACGUGUGAUCAUAAAACGAAGGCCUAUCAAUGUUUUACCCUAACAAUGAGAGAUAUUAAAAGUUUUCAUGACGCGUUUCAUGCAGUUAAAAAUAAAAUCCGUAAGGAUGCAUUUAUUUUAAAGUUUUACACUGUUCAACUACCUAAACGUCACUGUCCAAGAAAUUCCAGACACACAGCUAAAGCAACUGCUGUAAAAUGCUUCAUAAGAAAUAACGCUUUAAAGCAAGAAGUUCCAGUGUGCCAAAACACAGGUGAAACGCCUUUAGAAAAAAGAGGAGGCGACAGAAAAACAGCAAAGUUCAAAGGAAAACAAGAUGGUGUCCAAAAAUUUAAUAAUACAUUUAAAAGUAUAGAAUCGCAUUAUAUCCGUUCCUCCUCACGUAGACAUUAUCUUACUUUUGAUUUGUCUAUAGAAAAAAUGUGUAAAAUGUAUAAUGAUCAGUAUUCUUUGGAACAAAGGGUAAAAGCGUCAUACAUUCGAAUGAUUUUUAAUACCAAGUACAACAUCAGCUUUACUAGACCCCGUACUGAUGUGUGUUCCUUAUGUAUAGAGCUCACGGAGAAGAUUAAUAAAAGAGGUACAGAUGAAGAGGAGAAAAAAAUGUCUCGGAAAAGAAAAUUCAUAAACUAA
Messenger RNA from Psylliodes chrysocephalus, 759 nucleotides. Lineage: Eukaryota; Metazoa; Arthropoda; Insecta; Coleoptera; Chrysomelidae. The record is from the annotation of a GenBank genome assembly.